This is a messenger RNA of Danio rerio (zebrafish), 1159 nucleotides long. Lineage: Eukaryota; Metazoa; Chordata; Actinopteri; Cypriniformes; Danionidae. The record is from RefSeq and is a predicted model, not a curated record.
UCAGCACCUGCUCACCUCCUUCAUCCAAACUGACACGAGUUGGAGGAAUUACGUUCAGCAUCAAUCCCUUCCGAUCCUCACUCCGCGCCUGCUUCUCCCUCAACCGCAUGUGCUUCGUUUGAACUGCGGUUAUGCUCCAGUGGUCUGGCAGUCCGAGACAGCGCUACAUUCAACAGCGUUCAUCACCGUCGCGAGACAUGCGUGCGCAACUGACUCUAGGAGUGUUUAUACUGUUUCUAGCUGUGCGGCAAACACACACGACUGAAUCCGCCAGCGCUCAUGACACAUCACAGGAGAAAUCCCUCAACAUCCACAAGAAAAGACUGUCUCUGCAGAACACAGCGGAGAUUCAGCAGUGUCUGGUGAACGCUGGUGAUGUGGGCUGCGGGAUGUUUGAGUGCUUCAAUAACAACUCCUGCGAGAUCCGCGGACUACAUGAUAUCUGCAUGACGUUCCUCCACAAUGCUGGCAAAUUCGACUCCCAGGGGAAAUCGUUUAUUAAAGACACGCUCAAGUGCAUGGCCCACGGACUGCGCCACAAGUUCAGCUGUGUCAGCCGCAAGUGUGUGGCCGUGAAAGAGAUGGUGUUCCAGCUUCAGCGCGAGUGUUACCUCAAACACAACCUCUGCUUGGCCGUGAGGGAGAACGUCAACGUCAUGGUGGAGAUGAUCCAUUUCAAGGACCUGUUUCCUAAAGGGCCUCAUGUGGAGUUAGUGAACAUCCUGCUGGGAUGCGGUGAGGAGGUACGAGUCGCCAUCGGCCGCCGAAUACGAACGCAGUGCGAGCAGAACUGGGGAGCUCUGUGUGGGACCCUAAGCCUCUGUGCCCUUGGAAAGGUGGAGAACCAGGCCAGCUCCACCCUAGCCCCCGUCCCAGAUGUCACUACCACACCAGGAGCCAACACAAACGCCCUCCAUCCCACGAGCUUUCCUCACCCAGAGGCUGAUGGUCAAGCGGUCUGGACGCUCACAGAAACUCGUGAAGAGGAAAAUCUCUCCUCAGGUCCUCAAGACAACUCCUCUGAUGCCCAAAAAGAGCUGAAGAGGUCUCCGAAUGCCACCAAAAGGAGGUGAAGGGAAGAGCAGUCUCUCAUACAGUUGAAGUCAGAUCUUUUAGCCCCCUGUAUAUAUUUUUUCGCCAAUUUCUGUAUAACUGAUUU